Molecule: messenger RNA, 2587 nt
Organism: Mizuhopecten yessoensis (Yesso scallop)
Lineage: Eukaryota; Metazoa; Mollusca; Bivalvia; Pectinida; Pectinidae
Product: ADP-ribosyl-[dinitrogen reductase] glycohydrolase-like
Exons: 9
Coding region: 78-1517 (479 amino acids)
Source: RefSeq, a predicted model, not a curated record
CAAGCAUGGCUGACAUAAUAUGCGGAGCGGAAUGGGUGAAGUGAUUAGAGCCAAGGAGAAGAUCAGAUUGUAUUAUCAUGGCAUCACUUGAUAACAAGGUAAUUAAUGUAUUCCUGACCAACACCCAGAGUAGUUUGUCUAAUGGGAAACAAACCACAGUAGAUGGUUCGGUAGCAUCACCAGUAGGUGGCACCACAUCAGCACCAGAACAUGACGCCACAUCAUCAUCAAAAGAUAGCGUCACAGGUAAAUCAGAAGAUGGCGCCUCAUCACAUUCAACAGAAAAACCAACGACUCCAUCAGGAAAUGGCAUCACAUCAUUACCAUCAGACCUUGCCACAGAUAUACCGGUAGGUGGCGCCACACAAACAGAUGGCGCCACUGCGUCACCAGUAGCAGGUACCACAGAUGCACCAGUCGGUUGCACCAAGCCACUGAAUGUAAACAGUGAUACUGUGCAGAGAAUUCUGGGAACGAUCUUCGGACAAUGUACUGGGGAUGCCAUAGGAUUACUGACAGAGUUUAUGGCAAAGGAGGAAUGUAAAGAGCACUACAAGGCAGUGAGGAAAGAACUAGAAUAUUCCCACAAGAUUGUGGACUAUCAUCGUACACACUGGACGUCCGGAGACUGGACAGAUGAUUCAGAUCAGAUGAUUCUCAUAUUUUUGUCAAUCAUCGACAAUAACGGCAAGGUGGAUCCAAUUGAUUUUGCAAGACGGAUAAAGAAUUGGGGCCUCAAGGGAUUCCCUGAGUUGGGGAAUCAUGUUGGAAUGGGACAAGGGCGGACAACUCACAAUGUUAUCAACAAGCGGGAUUAUCUUGAAGACCCAUUUGCCGCAGCGAUCCGAGUGUGGACAGUUAAUGGAAAAGACGUGGCUUCCAAUGGCGCCGUGAUGCGGACAAGUAUCCUGGGAGUCCACAUGUACGCUGAUAUAGAUGUUGUCGUACAGAACGCCAUUACCAUUGCUAGAACUACUCACGCUGACCCAAGAUGCCGAGCGUCAACGGUGUCUGUCUGUGUGGCUGUAGCUUUGAUGUUACAGCGCAAACCAAAACAUCUGGACAGGAAAGGAAAUUACAAGAUAAAAGCAAUCAUCGACGAUUGUUAUGACUAUGCAUCACAGUGUCUGGAAACUGAUGAAAAAAAAAAGGAACUUAAGUCAUACCUUAAGUGCACAAAACUGAAAGAUUUAAAACUUGACGAGGAAGGUAAAAUUGGUUACACCUACAAGACAAUGGGGGCAGGUUUCUGGGCUUUAAAGCAAGAAAAUUUCAGGAAGACCAUUACGAAAAUUAUUAUGGAGGGUGGGGAUGCUGACACGAAUGCAUGUGUAGCCGGAGCACUGUUGGGGUGUAAAUAUGGCGUGGACACGAUACCUAAGUCAUGGAAGGAUAAACUCAUACACAAGGAGUGGCUAGAGGCAAUUAUUGACAGAUAUUUCCGUAUGAUGGCAGAAGCACACGACAUCGACUUCACACCUUACUGGUCAAGAGUAUCAACAGAGCCACAAAACUGAUACAGCAGGCUGUAGAGACGUUUAAAAUGAUUUAUUCAUAUACAAUAUUGCUUCUCUUGUGGCACUAUUCAGAAUACUCAUGUAAGAACAUACUGCUUAUUAUACAGCAUAUUCUUGAGAGGAAACAUUAUUUACUUAUACAUCCUCUGACACCAUUCGCAAUAUUUUUUUACAUAUUAUUACAACUGCGAAGUAUCUACUGAUUGUUCCUAGUCAGAUAGUCUGCAUCUAGCGCUCGUGGUAUGACUACUCUCCAGAGUCUAGUCAAAUAUUGUAGCAUCAACUGUGCCCCCAUGGUCAAACUACAUGUAUAUUUUUUUAAGUUUAUAUUUUGCAUUUGCGUAGUUGUAGUUAUGAUCUUUAAGAGUUUCGUUAUAUACUUAUAUGCAUGUAUAUUAUGUUUUAUCUAUUUGCGUAAAUCUUUUUAUUAUUGUCAUUAACUUAUAAUCAUAAAUGCAUACUUCAUUUAUACGGGUAUAUUUGUAUUUCGAAUUAGCAAAGAUAAAUAAAAUAGGAAUGUUUGUCUACAAAUUAAAUCUUAGAAUAUUUCCAAAAUAAUUUACUGAACGUGCUUAUGACGUUAUCAAACACAAUUUAUGUAUUAGUUCAUUACUGUAUUUAUCGCGGUCAACCCCACGGUAUAAAUUAGUGUAAUACUGUAUAUGAAACAUAUAACAUUCUAACGUAAUUAUAAGGAGUGUAGUCCGAGUCAACUUCGUCUAGAGAAGGAUAUUUGUGAUAUUUAUUGGUCAAAGUUAAAUUUUACAUUUACAUUAUGCAAGUAUCAUGAUGUAACCGGACUGGAUAUAUUUCUCGUCUUCUUUUUGAGAAAUGUAAAAUUUCAUGAGUAAACAUUACUUGCAUAUAUCAUAAUCAAAAAUAUGUAAAUUAAUUACUAAAUUGACGAUUAAGUGAUAUUGCCUAUGUUAUUAUAUAUGAUUAUUUAUAAUGGUUGUGGUGUAUUGUAUAUAAGGUUGUAGAUCGUUGAAUAAACCAAGUCACAAGUUGACUGAGUCUUUUGUUAUUUCAGGAAAUAAUUGUUUCCCUUAACUUGUUACUGUCAUGUAACU